AAACUCGAAUAAUAUUUCUUUUAAUAUUACAAAUGAUUUCAUGCUUGAUUUUGGCAAAUCACGUAACAGUUAGGUAUUUAUAAACAGUCUCCGGUUAGUCAUCCGAGGGGUAGGUUUGGUACUGUAGACUUCGAAGAAAUGCCUCUCAAAAACGUCCCAAAAUGCUUGACGCCCGAUCUUUUGCAUGCAUUGGCUUCUAUGGGACAUGGAGAUGAAAUUAUGUUAGCCGAUGCCCAUUCUCCUUCCUCCUCUUUAUGCAAGAGUGGUCCGAUUGAAGUUAGAGCGGAUGGUAAGGACCAAUCUACAUGUAUAUUGAAUGUACAAAUUCAAACUAUCAAGCUUAACCUGCCCUGCAUGCAGCCGGGGAUUUUUUUGGAGAGAAUGAUUUCUUUUGAAGGAUUUGAUAUCCCUACUCUUCUAGAUGGAAUCCUACAGUUACUUCCCUUGGAUACCUACGUUAAAUUUCCAGUAGCUCUAAUGGAUCCAGUCCAAAGUGACAAGGACAGCCACAUCCAGAUCCCAGUGUGGGACAAGUACAGGGAGAUUAUCAAUAAACAGGAGGGGCCACACGUGCAAAUUGAGCAUGUUGAAAGAUCUGCAUUUUAUGACCGAGCAAAGAAAGCCUAUGCAAUUGUUCACACCGGGUAAUGUCAGGUUUAGAUAAUUCCACACCGGAGAAAUGGCCAAGUAUGGAAACAUUAUUUUGAAGAAGGGGUUGGCUCUCUGACCCCCUUGGAAGAGAUGCAUCAUUGCUGAAUCUGUGUUGUGAUAACCUGUCAUUGGAAAUUUUUCUUUUUUCAUUUAUAUGUGUGAUUUUACAGUUUAUUAAAUUCACAUUCUUGGAUUACAUAACCGGUAACAACACAUUUACCUGAUUGCUUUUUAUGAAAACUUAUUUACUACUGAAACAUGUAUUAACAAAUGUUACGCAAAUAAAGAAACAAAAC
This is a messenger RNA of Ostrea edulis (European flat oyster), 947 nucleotides long. Its product is annotated as fucose mutarotase-like. Lineage: Eukaryota; Metazoa; Mollusca; Bivalvia; Ostreida; Ostreidae. Gene Ontology annotation, biological process: fucose metabolic process. The transcript has 6 exons. Gene Ontology annotation, molecular function: fucose binding; racemase and epimerase activity, acting on carbohydrates and derivatives. Bases 139 to 648 code for a protein of 169 amino acids. The record is from RefSeq and is a predicted model, not a curated record.